UCUUCGCGCUUGAUGUUGUGCUGCAAACUUCGCUGAGCUCCCCCCCGCGCAGCAGCCCGGACUGAUGGAUUGCCACCUGCUCGGACUAAUGCUUGCUGUGCUCUUCGAUGGCGCAAAGGUCUUAGCCGGGUACCCGAUUUGGUGGUCGCUGGCCCUCGGGCAGCAGUACAGCUCCCUGGGCUCCCAGCCGCUGCUCUGCGGCUCCAUCCCCGGGCUGGUGCCAAAGCAGCUCCGCUUCUGCCGCAACUACAUCGAGAUCAUGCCCAGCGUGGCCGAGGGGGUGAAGUUGGGCAUCCAGGAGUGCCAGCACCAGUUCCGCGGCCGCCGCUGGAACUGCACCACCAUCGACGACAGCUUGGCCAUCUUCGGGCCCGUCCUGGACAAAGCCACCCGCGAGUCCGCCUUCGUCCACGCCAUCGCCUCGGCCGGGGUGGCCUUCGCCGUCACCCGCUCCUGCGCCGAGGGCACCUCCACCAUCUGCGGCUGCGACUCCCACCACAAAGGACCCCCGGGAGAGGGCUGGAAGUGGGGGGGCUGCAGCGAGGACGCCGACUUCGGGGUGCUGGUGUCGAGGGAGUUCGCCGACGCGCGGGAGAACCGCCCCGAUGCCCGCUCGGCCAUGAACCGGCACAACAACGAGGCGGGCAGGACGACCAUCUUGGACCACAUGCACCUCAAGUGCAAGUGCCACGGGCUGUCGGGCAGCUGCGAGGUGAAGACCUGCUGGUGGGCACAGCCUGACUUCAGGGCCAUCGGGGACUACCUGAAGGACAAAUACGACAGCGCCUCGGAGAUGGUGGUGGAGAAGCACCGCGAGUCCCGCGGCUGGGUGGAGACGCUGCGCGCCAAGUACGCGCUCUUCAAGCCGCCCACCGAGCGGGACCUGGUCUACUACGAGAACUCCCCCAACUUCUGCGAGCCCAACCCCGAGACAGGCUCCUUCGGGACCAGGGACAGGACCUGCAACCUCACCUCGCACGGCAUCGACGGCUGCGACCUGCUGUGCUGCGGGCGGGGGCACAACACGCGGACCGAGCGGCGCAAGGAGAAGUGCCACUGCGUGUUCCACUGGUGCUGCUACGUCAGCUGCCAGGAGUGCACCCGCGUCUACGACGUCCACACCUGCAAGUAGCCCCUGCCCGCGCCCCGGCUGCUGGCAGCUUGGCUGCAGAGCGGCGCCCAGGAGGCUGGCAGCCCUGAGGGUGGUGCCCAGGGGGCUGGCAGCCUGGCUGCAGAGCAGUGCCCAGUGAGCUGGCUGCCCUGCAAGCGGUGCCCAGGGAGGUGGCAGCCUUGUGAGCAGUGCCCAGGGAGUGCCCUGGCACUCCUGGGGAUGGCACAGAAGAGCCCCAGAGCCCUCGGUCCGGGCAGCCCCUCCAUGCCGCCAGCAGCAGAGCAGCUCCCAGCACCCUGCCCGCAGCAGGCAGCUGAGGCUGGCACUGGCACCUUGGGUCCCUGAGCCGCCUCACCGCCGGCUGGGGAGGCACAGGGAUGGCAGAGGUCGAAGGGAGGCAUCACCACACCAGGCCCUGUGCUGCCAACAGCAGGCACAGAGCUUCCAGGUCUGGCUCAGGGAGACGCCACUGUGGAGGCUUCAGGUGGAAAGGAACUUUGCUGCACAGAACCUGAGCAGCUCCAGGCUCCCCACCCUGCUGGCAUGGCCUCCCUGCUGGCAUGGCCU
This is a messenger RNA of Pogoniulus pusillus (Red-fronted tinkerbird), 1678 nucleotides long. It is a transcript of the gene WNT3, whose product is annotated as Wnt family member 3. Gene Ontology annotation, molecular function: cytokine activity; frizzled binding. The record is from RefSeq and is a predicted model, not a curated record. The transcript is spliced from 4 exons. The coding region runs from base 65 to 1132 and encodes 355 amino acids. NCBI's taxonomy places the organism in Eukaryota, Metazoa, Chordata, Aves, Piciformes, Lybiidae. Gene Ontology annotation, biological process: cell fate commitment; canonical Wnt signaling pathway; multicellular organism development. Gene Ontology annotation, cellular component: extracellular region.